Molecule: messenger RNA, 477 nt
Organism: Aricia agestis (brown argus)
Lineage: Eukaryota; Metazoa; Arthropoda; Insecta; Lepidoptera; Lycaenidae
Gene: EMRE
Product: essential MCU regulator, mitochondrial
Exons: 2
Coding region: 163-429 (88 amino acids)
Biological process (GO): calcium import into the mitochondrion; mitochondrial calcium ion homeostasis
Cellular component (GO): mitochondrial inner membrane; uniplex complex
Source: RefSeq, a predicted model, not a curated record
AUAAAAAAAAGAAAAUGUCAUUGUCAAAUAUUUGACAGCUCGAAUCCGAAGGCCGUGUUUUUUUUAGAAAACCUAAGAUAUUUUCUAAAAAUUUUCUUGUAAUGAAGACUGAAUUAAUAGAAGAUAUUCUGUGAAAUUAACAUAAGCCAAUAAGCUAUUAAAAUGUCUAUCAUACGUUUGACCCGCCUGAUGGCAAGGUCUAAGGUUUUAGCACAAAAAGAGCAAGUUGUGAUUAAAAGGACAGCAACUACCACCCCCACUGGUGCUAUUCUUCCAGAACCAGAGAAAACACCCUUUGGACUAUUAGGUAUUGUGGGCGCGGUGAUACCAGGGCUACUAAUAGGAGCCGCAAUAAGUAAGAACAUUGCCAAUUUCCUGGAGGAGAAUGAGUUGUUUGUACCUUCUGAUGAUGACGAUGACGACGAUUAAAACCUAGUUUGUUAAGAUCUACAGUAUUUUGUGAUUUGCUUCUUUUAA